Molecule: messenger RNA, 1131 nt
Organism: Rhizophagus irregularis DAOM 181602=DAOM 197198
Lineage: Eukaryota; Fungi; Glomeromycota; Glomeromycetes; Glomerales; Glomeraceae
Source: RefSeq, a predicted model, not a curated record
AUGGAUAUCCCUAAGAACAGUACAGCUAAUAGUUACAUUCCCAUUUCAAUGGAGCAGCAUAAACCGUCUCCCAAUGCUCCCAGCAAUUCUAGGCAAGUUGAGUCUCUACACCAGAUUUCUAUUCCUUCCAAUUACGAGCCUAUUGAUUUGCUUGUUAUUGAUGAAGUCGAGUCUACUCUCGCUCAGUUCAGUAGUGGACUCCAUAAACACUUCAGUUCAGCGUUUGCUGCUUUUAGGUGGAUGCUACAAACAGCACGGCAUGUGAUCUGUAUGGAUGCCAACCUGGACCUUCACACUCACAACACCUUACAGCUGAUGAGAGGAUCUAUUUUGAAGGCCCUCAGCAGUGGGCAAAAAAUAGUUAUUCCCAUGAAUUGUCUUAAGGAUGCCAAGGCUAUCGAAGAAUUACUACGCAGUCGGUUCUCUGGUAAAAAAAUAGAGCUAUAUAGCAAUGAGACCCUCCCUUCGAAAAAGAAAGAACACUUUGGUGACAUCCACACCUACUGGAGCGAACUUGAUGUCCUUAUUUAUACUCCCACUGUCUCUGCUGAUAUUAGUUUUGAAUCCGUACACUUCGAUGCUAUUUUCGCCUGUUUCACCGACAAUUCCUGCGACGUUGAGACUUGUCGUCAGAUGUUAGCACGGGCUGAGAACGAGCGUGUUAAGAACUUGUCAAAAAAUGAUUUCAUGUAUAGAUUCGUGGACCUUGUUGCUUAUACUGGGGCUAGAGUAAAUGUGUUGCCCACACAUGAUCCUGAUGAUGUCAAAGCCCACCAAACCUCUUUCCGGAUGAUUAAGACUGACCUGGAAAAUGCCCAUUGUGAGGCUGUGGCCUCGUCUCCAAAAAUAACUGAUGUCCAUGCCUUCGACAUCUAUGAACGGCUUGAAAAUGAAGAGGACGUGACUGUUCAGGAAAAGAAUUCCUUCAAAAAAUUCAACUUACUUAACUUCUAUGACUUCGGAGAAGAAAUUUCUCCAGAGUUCGUCAAAAACUAUUCCAAACCAGCUGUCAAACAAGUUUUUACUAACCUGGAGAAUAUAACCCGUGGAAAAACAGUAGACGAGGCACUCCUAAAAAUGCGAGAUCAUGAGCUUAAGAGGUACACAGAUAUACUGGGGAUGGAAUGGUGA